Lachancea fermentati is the source of this 1668-nucleotide messenger RNA. NCBI's taxonomy places the organism in Eukaryota, Fungi, Ascomycota, Saccharomycetes, Saccharomycetales, Saccharomycetaceae. The record is from the annotation of a GenBank genome assembly.
AUGGCCCGAAAGAAGCUUGCUAAGAAGGACAUCAAAAGAAUUGAGGAGAUCUCAGAGUUAAAUGGAGACAGACGUCCUCUCCCACCAAUUGAGUCAGGUGUCGAGGAGUACUCCUUCGAUAGUGGCGCUAUGAUUAAUGAAAAGCCGUCCAGAGUCCAAUUGUACGCCAAGAGACUCCACCGCAAGGAGAAGCAUAGGUUCCAUAAAAACUCCGGUGAGAUGCAAUCGCUUCUCAGGGACGUUGACUUUGAUCAUAGAAGCUCCAUUAUGGAUGAGCUAGUGAACAAUAGUUUAAGAGAAACUUCGUUCCAGGGAACAACCUGGGGUAAGAUCAAAAAAGGAGAUGGCUCUAAUGGGGGUUCUGAGAAAGACCGCCUAGUUAUAUUCGAUUUUUCUGGGUUCUAUGUUCUGUUUUGGAUGAUUGUAGCAUUCAUCGUCGCUAGGGUCGGAGUUGACUAUUACGUCGCCCACAAUGGUGAUUUGACCCAAUCGGAAAUCCUCAAAUUCAUGACUAAGGACGUAGUUUCUGUUGCAUACAUCGACCUUAUCAUGUACCUAUGCACGUAUUUCGUGGUAUUGGUACAAUACGCUUGCAAACUGCGGCUUAUUUCGUGGAAUGGUCUAGGUUGGAUAUUAACUUCGGUUUAUGAGUUCAGCUUCGUGGUCGUGUUUCUCUAUGUCGCCGAACAUAUCAUGAAGUUCCACUGGAUCUCAAAGAUCUUUAUCUUCCUGCACUCACUUGUCUUAUUAAUGAAGAUGCAUUCAUACGCGUUUUACAACGGUUACCUAUGGAAUGUCUGGGAAGAGCUGAAGUUCUCCAAGGAUACAUUGGCUAAAAGCAAAGACUUAGAUAUGGAUGAAGCGACUAAAAAGACGCUUGAGAAAAGCUGCCAAUUUUGUAAAUUUGAAUUGGAGUCUCAAUCUAAGGCGCAACUAUUUCCAGCAAACAUUACAUUGAAAAACUACUUUAUAUUUUCAAUGUUUCCCACACUAGUCUAUCAAAUCGAAUAUCCUCGGACCAACAAGAUACGGUGGAGUUACGUCUUCGAAAAGCUUUGUGCAAUUUUUGGUGUUAUCUUUACAAUGAUGAUAGUCGCACAGUUUUUUAUGUACCCUGUUGCAAUGCGCGCAAUUGCCUUGCGUGAUUCAGGUGUGCCCAUAUUCUGGGAUCGUAUCCUCCAGUGGCCCUAUUUACUCUUGCAGAUCGUGCCUAGUUUCAUUAUGAUGUAUCUUUUGGUUUGGUAUUUGAUCUGGGAUGCUAUUUUAAACUGUAUUGCCGAAUUAACGUAUUUUGGUGAUCGCUAUUUUUACGGUGACUGGUGGAAUUGUGUGUCUUGGGAUGAAUUUAGUCGCCAAUGGAACGUACCCGUUCAUAAAUUUCUCUUGAGGCAUGUUUACCACAGUUCGCUCAGCUUUCUGCAACUGAACAAAAUUCAAGCUACUCUGAUGACCUUUUUCCUAAGUUCCGUGGUCCAUGAAUUAGCAAUGUACGUUUUGUUCAAGAAAUUGAGAUGUUAUCUAUUUAUCCUUCAGAUGGCUCAACUACCACUGGUCGCAUUGAGUAACUCCAAAUUUUUGAAAAAGAAGAAGAUUCUAGGAAAUGUUAUGUUCUGGGUAGGUAUAUGCACAGGGCCCAGUUUGAUGUGCACUUUAUAUUUGACCUUCUGA